AUGGCUGUUACACAAAUUUAUAAUGCACUUGAUUACUCUUCUUGUAUUUUACAACAUGAAUGUGGAAUAUUCUCUAUUUUAUUAGACAAUGGAACAUGGACCCAGCUUAUCCUUGUCAGUGACUACCAUGAAAAUGGAUCCCUCUUUGACUACCUGAAUGCCCAUUCAAUUGAUGUACCUGGAAUGUUGAGAAUGGCACUCUCUAUUUCUACUGGACUAGCUCAUCUGCACAUGGAGAUUAUGGGCAUGCAAGGUAAACCAGCCAUUGCCCACCGAGACAUCAAGUCCAAGAACAUCCUGGUUAAACGCAAUGGUCAGUGUGCUAUUGCUGAUUUGGGACUUGCUGUCAGACAUGACUCUGUUACAGAUACAGUGGAUAUCUUCCCCAACAAUCGCAUAGGUACAAAGCGUUACAUGGCUCCAGAGGUGUUAGAUGAUACCAUUAACAUGAAUCACUUUGAUUCCUUCAAGCGGGCUGAUGUAUAUUCCUUUGGAUUAGUACUAUGGGAGACGGGAAGAAGAUGCUCAGUAUUUGGUAUCCAUGAAGAGUUUUGUCUACCAUACCACCCAUGGGUACCAAUGGAUCCUCCUAUUGAAGAAAUGAGGAGGAUAGUGUGUGUUGAGAAGAGGAGACCACCCAUUCCUAACAGAUGGAACAGUCAUAAGAUCAUGGAAUCUUAUGCUAAGGUGAUUAAGGAGUGUUGGUAUCAGAACGGAGCUGCCCGUCUCACUGCACUUCGUAUCAAGAAGACCUUGGCUGGUUUGAUGGGACCCUCAGAACCCGAGGUCUUACUCCCACCGGCAAACAUGCAGAAUACAUGUGACCCCUCGCAGAGCGGGGACGACCUCAAGGGGAGACUGCCCCCCUCUGCCAUCAUCCCUACCUCGCAUCCUCCGGUUGGUCCUAACCCAUACCCCAUCCUCAGCUAGUGGGGGUUUUUACCAACAGCUCUUUUGGU
This is a messenger RNA of Lytechinus variegatus (green sea urchin), 959 nucleotides long. RefSeq names its product TGF-beta receptor type-1-like. Bases 1 to 930 code for a protein of 309 amino acids. The transcript has 6 exons. The record is from RefSeq and is a predicted model, not a curated record. Gene Ontology annotation, molecular function: activin binding; ATP binding; activin receptor activity, type I. Gene Ontology annotation, cellular component: plasma membrane; activin receptor complex. Gene Ontology annotation, biological process: nervous system development; protein phosphorylation; cellular response to growth factor stimulus. Lineage: Eukaryota; Metazoa; Echinodermata; Echinoidea; Temnopleuroida; Toxopneustidae.